AUGCCGAGAAAAUAUGUAAGGAAUCAUACAGUAGCCAGAGGGCAGUGGACUGAGGAAAAUUUAAUUCUGGCCAUGGCAAAAGUAAAAAAUGGUGAAAUAUCGAAAAACAAAGUUUCUAGACUUUAUGGAAUACCGAUUCGCACCUUGAGUAGGCGCCUCAAGACUGGUGAUACUAAAAAGACUGGACUAGGUCCUCAAGCGGAAGCGUCACCGGAUCAAUCGCUCUGUCGUGACCCUGGAUACAUCAAAAAUGGCGAUCGGAUGUCCACGCACCCCAUCACUUCUCGUCAGCACCAGCGGGGAUUUCGACUGGGGACGCAAAUGACGUACUACUGCGUCGAGGGGUACCAACUACGAGGAACGGAUUCCAUAUACUGCACUAGUGGAGGAAAAUGGACGGCGAAAAGGCCGUUGUGCGAAUCGACUCCCAAAUCGGACGUCGAGUCGUACUGUGACAACCCUGGUCCUCUCGCCAACGGUCAAGUCGUCAUGUCUCCGUCUCAAGGAAGUCGCCAGCCAGCCAUAACAGACGAAGGUUUUCGUCAAGGCACCCGUCUUCAGUUUUACUGCGAUCCAGGUCAUAACAUGAUCGGACAUGAUUCCGCAACAUGCGGAUCGGAUGGAAUGUGGUCGACCAGUUUUCCCUAUUGCGAGAAAGAUGAAGAUGAAAAUGAAAUAUUUUGCCGGGAUCCCGGUACCAUUUCAAACGGCAGAGUGUCGGUGUUUACUCCGAAAGGCAAGGAAGGGAGGCUGUCUGACAAAUACACACAAGGAACCAUCUUAGAAUACGAGUGCCAAAGUGGGUACCAGAUUACUGGAUCCUUUUCAAUCUCCUGCGAAAGCAAUGGAUUCUGGUCCGGCGUCACUCCCUCGUGCGUAGAAGAAACUCAGACAGAAAAAGAAAGGUGCGGUUUGAGAAAUAAUGUUUACACCAGGGCCGCGGAGUCGAACUGGUUUUGGGGUAAUAUAGUCUGA
Molecule: messenger RNA, 975 nt
Organism: Uloborus diversus
Lineage: Eukaryota; Metazoa; Arthropoda; Arachnida; Araneae; Uloboridae
Product: sushi, von Willebrand factor type A, EGF and pentraxin domain-containing protein 1-like
Exons: 5
Coding region: 1-975 (324 amino acids)
Molecular function (GO): DNA binding
Source: RefSeq, a predicted model, not a curated record